AUGUCGGAGCCUUCGAACACAUCCUUUCCACCUUCUAAUUGUCAGACUAUUUUGGAAUUUAAAAUUAUAGGAGGAUAUGGCGUUGAUAGUACAAUCAACAGGAAUAAUGUUUCUAGUAGCAGUACUGAAGGUUCCAAAAGUAAUAAUAAUAAUAAUGGAGAAGUGGAUAUAUGUAUGAAGUAUGAUAAAAAAAUAUUGGAUGGUGAAAUUAAAUUGGGAUUUAGUGAUGAUGAAAAUGCGAAUAAAGAAUUAAUGAAAGAAUUCAUUUCUGCAAUUAAUUAUGGUGACUCCUAUUUUUACAAUAAUUCAUAUAAUCAAGUACCAUGUGGUGUUAAACAGACUAAUACUAAUAAGUGGAUAUGGAAAAACGCAAUAACAAUUGAUACAAGUAAAUCUGAAUUAAAGAACAAUGGCAAAUAUAAAAAUACAAUAGGUGUUCCUCCAAGAACACAAAGUUUAUGUCUAGGAUAUUUAGGUAAAUUAAGCGUAAAAAAUAUAAAUGAUUUCAAUGGUAUUAGUCGUUUAUUAUAUGAAUGGAUAAUUGCUGCAAAACUUGAAGGACAAAAAUUAGAAUAUCAGUAUAAAAAUAAUGGGGACAAAAAAAAAUUAUGUAAAGCAUUAGCAUACAGUUAUGCUGAUUAUGGAGAUUUGAUAAAAGGUACAAGUAUAUGGGGAAAUGCAAAUACUAAACAACUUGAAAUAAAUUUAAAAAACAUAUUUGAAACUGUUUUCAAGAAUCAAAUUGAACAAAACGGACAAACAAGUGGUUCAAAUAAAUAUCCUGGAGAUUUAAAAUUAUUAAGAGAAGCGUGGUGGAAUACGAACAAAAAAUAUAUAUUGGGCGCUUUGAUAUUUGGUGCAGAAACGUUAGAAGGAAAAAAUGGUGUACCAUGUCUAUCUGAAAUGAAGAUUUCUCCGCCAACGACCGAUUAUAUCCCACAAUUUUUAAGAUUUACUCAAGAAUGGAUCGAACAUUUUUGCGACAAACGGAAAGCAUAUGCAAAAGAUGUGGUAGAGAAGUGUAAACAAUGUAACGAAGAAUCGGAUAAUUAUCACAAAAAGAACACUAUAGAUAGUAAAAAAGAAUUUGCUGUAACAAAUAGUGGUACAAAUAAUAGCAACAAAAAUUAUGAAGGAGAAGGAGGAAAAUGUUGGGAGAAUAAUGGAAAAGUUGCAAAUACUAUUGGGAAAUGUGAUGAAUGCAAAAGUGCAUGUGAGAUAUUUAAAGCGUUCGUUGAAGGAAAAAAUAUGAACGAUGGAGACGGAAAAACAUGGCGAGAUCGAUGGCAACAAAUGAAUAGGAUAUACGGAGACCUAAUCAAAACAGCGAAGAAAGAAAUAGUUGAAUAUAAAGAAGCACGAAGAAAAGAACAAAUACAGCAGCAGUUCCAGCAACAACAACAACUAUCACAAAGAUUGCAAAGUACUAAUAGUGUCAGUAUGCAACCGUAUAUGAUGAAAUGUGGUGAUAACAAUUAUUGUCUCAAACCUAAUAACGACUCGUUUUACCAAUAUUUAGCAUAUAACGGUUAUACAACACUUAAUAGUUAUAUGAAUUUGGUAUUAAAAGAUAUGGACUGUGGGGAUGAUAAACCUAGAUGGGAUCGCUCCACAGUGGUAAAAGAGACACAAAAUAUCCAACCAACUAGCAGCAGUAAAAAGAAGAAAGUGAUAUAUCCACAACUUUUUGGAGAGCGUCCUUCGGGAUACAAAUAUGCCUGUGAAUGUCGUAUACCUUCGAGAGAAGAACUUUGUCGUGAUAACCAUAUGUAUAACACGAGAUGGGAAUGUGGAAAGGAUGAUAUGGUUGACAGUGUUAGUAGCCACGUGCAGUCAAGUACGAGACCUAGUGCACCUACUGGAGUCAGUGGAGGAGGAACAUAUGUAUUGUGUAAUCUCAGACAUGACGAAAAUGACGAAACAGAUCAAACAUCCACUAGGGGUCCAUCCAGUGCAUCUGUAUUUGGUACAAACCUAACUGGUGAAGACCUCGAAUUUUUUAGUUUGUUUGAUUCAUGGUAUAAAGAUAUACAAGAUAAAUUAGAUCGUCAUUUUCAUCGUAUUAAUCGUGAUUGUAAACUAGAAAAUAUUAUGGUGCAAAGUGAUGGUAGAGGUCCCACAAUUUCUCCAGAAUGCCAAACCUGUCGUGACAAUUGUGAAUGUUAUAAACUAUGGGUAAACAAUAUGAAAGACCAAUGGGAAAAACAGAAGAAAAAUUACGAGAUAUUUCAGAACAAAUCACCUAGUCAAAAAAUUUCAUUAAAUGAUUAUUUAUUUUCUAGAUGUUGGGCAGAAUAUUUUGAAAAGGAUGUUAAAUCCAAAUCGCUUAAGGAAAUUGAUGUUGUAGAAGAUAUACAUAUUAUAAAUUUGUUACAAGAACGAUGUGGCGAAGAUAAAGUAAAUGCCGAAAACAAAUUCCAAGAAAGAAUAAAAAAAGCUGAAAAUGAAAAAAAAAUAUGUCAUAAAAAACAAGAUAGGUGCCAAAAGGGGGGAGAGACACUUAAUUGUGAUGCAUUCGUUGGUAAUGUUAUUGGAUGUAAUAAUAAAUAUUAUGAUAAUAUAAGUGAUGCAAAAACAUGGAACUGUACACAAACUUCUAAUGGUGGUGCAAAAUUACAACCUGGAACAUGUGUUCCCCCACGAACUCAAACAUUAUGUGUAGCAAACAUGUAUUCUGGUGGUAAUAUACUAAUAAAUAGUGGUGAUGACGAAAAUAAUUUAAAACAAUACAUAAUGAAUGCCAUGAAAAAAGAAACGCAACUUUUAUACGAUUAUUAUACGUCAAAGGAUGAUAAUAAACGGGCAAUCAUAUCAAAAACAUCUAGUGGUCAAAAAGGUAAAAACGAUUCUAAUUAUAUGCCUAAAAAUUUUUGCAAAGCAGCAGAAAGGACAUAUAAUGAUUUCAAACAUAUGGUUUUAGGAGAUGUUCCGUCGAAAACUGAUAGUUUCAAUAAAAUACAUGAAGAAAUUAAAAAAAUACUUCAAAAACAAAAUAAUAAACAACAGCAAUCUAAUCCACAGACUCCUGAAAACUGGUGGGAUACACAUAGUGAUAAGUUCUGGGAUGCUGUCAAAUGUGGGAUUAAAACACAAACCCAACCAGAUGGUUCUAAGAAAAAUUUUAGUGGCAAUGAGUGUGGUGAGUUCCCCCCAGAUGAUACGGAUAACCAAUUUGUUUGGUGGUUCAAAGAAUGGGGCCAACAAUUUUGCUUCGAACGGAAAAAAUAUAUAGACGCGAUAAACGAAGUGUGUGAUUCAUUAUGGUAUAACAGGUGUGAUAUUAGUACACAAAAAACAUUGAAAGAUGUAUGUCAACAUAAAUGCCAAGUAUACAAAGAUUUUAUUCAAGAAAAACAUUCAGAAUGGAUACAACAGAAAACCAAAUAUGAAAGUGAAAAUCCUGAAAUGUUUGCGCACGAAUUAUUUUCACAACAUUAUCCUGAAUGUGUAGAUACAAAUUUCGAACUGAUAUUUGAAGAAAAAGUCUCAGCAAAUAGUAAACCAUCAAAAACAGAAUUGAAAUAUGAUUAUGCCGAUGCUAGUGAUAUAUGUUCGUGCAAAGACCAAACAUAUGCGUGUAAGAACGAUGGUAAUAAAUCAACAUGUAAAGAAAAAGGUGGCGAUGUAACCACCUGGCGUACCCAUUUAUUAAAAACUGGAAAGGACGGCAAACCAUUACGUGGCGUCUACGUUCCUCCGAGACGCCAAAAAUUAUGUCUAGCAAAUUUAUAUCCAAUAAUUUUUGGAAAAGACAAAAAUAACAAUAACGAUAAUAGCACAAAAAAGAACGAGCUAUUGAAUAGAUUGAAAAUAGUUGCAGAAAGAGAAGCGUACUACCUGUGGUUACAGCAUGUUACAAAAGAUAAGAAACUCGACACAACGUCCCACAAUAGAGCCUGCUGUGCUAUAAGGUCAAGUUUUUUUGAUAUUGGAGAUAUUGUUAAAGGUGCAGACAUAUGGGACGAUCCUAGCAAAACAUAUAUACACAAAACCUUAAACGAUAUAUUUGGAAAAGAAUUAGAAGAAUUAAAAAAAUCACAAAAAGAACCAACAUACGAAAAUCCUAUUUUAUAUUUAAGAAAAAAAUGGUGGGAAAUAGACGAAACCGUUGGUAAUAGUGGAAAUAAUAAGAAAACCAACAGAGACAGUAUAUGGGACGCUAUGCAAUGCGGAGUCAAGAAUGCGAUAACAGAAUUAAACGGAAAUGGGGAAGAAGUUCAGGAUAAAGAUUUGCCAAAGUGCAUACAAGAUAUAAAUCAAAAGCGUAAUGUCUACUUAGUUGCCACACCUCAAUUUGUUAGAUGGUUAGAAGAAUGGUCUCAACAAUUUUGCGAUGAAUACCCAAAACAUAUGGAAAAAUUAGGAAGACAAUGUAAACGUAGCAGUGGUAAUAAUAAUUGCAACGACCAUUCCAAUAAGGAUUGUAAAGAUGUUUGUGCAAAAUAUAAUGAUUGGAUAAGUUUAAAAAAAAAGGAAUGGGAUGGUAUGAGCAAAUAUUAUUCUAAAAUAUUACAAAUGGGAAAAAGUAGUGAUCAGUCCCCUGAUGGAACUGAUUACGAUGCAAUCACUCAACCUACAGCCAUUGAUUAUUUGAACCAAAAAUGUAAUAAAAACAUAGAUGGAACAAAUAAUUGUUGUCACUGUAAAGAUAUAGGAAAAGACAGUACGCUGUCUCCUACGUCACAAAAUAGUAGUAAUCAUGAUAAACCGCUUGAACAUAUGCACAAAGUCGUCAAUAAAAUUGACGAUAAAUAUAAAAAAUAUAUGCCACAAUGCACCAAAUGUUACAUUCAACACAUCAGGGAUCAGAUAGAAAACAUAACUGAUGUGUUAAAGGGUAGAAAGGAGCAGAACACCAAAGGAAGGAGUAGUAGUAGUUCUAAUAAUCCGUGUGCCCAAAGCACCACAAAACCCGAUAAAAAUAUGAUGGAAAUAGCACAAAUAUUUCAGGCGGAAGCAGAAACACAAUUGAAUGGUCGUGGUGGUGAUAGUUUGAAAGGUGAUGCAUCCAAAGGAACAUAUAACAACAAUGUUAAUGGAUAUGACCUGAAAGAUAGCAAUAUUUGUAACCUUGAAAAAACCAAACAUACGAAUGAUGGUCGUGGUGGUAAUAACGGUGGACCAUGUAAAGGAAAAGGUUUGGGUGAAAAUAAUACUGUAAACACGCGAUUUGUUGUAGGAUUUCUAUGGCAAAAGGAUGAGACAAACAUACAUGAAAGCCACAAAGAUGUUAUAAUGCCCCCACGACGUCGUCAUAUAUGUACAUCGAAUUUAGAAAAUUUGUUCACUUCUGCAAGGGGACUUAAUGGUGAUAAAGUUAAUAACUCUUUUUUUGGAGAUGUAUUGCUUACUGCAAAAUAUGAAGCAGAAAAAAUAAUAAGUAUGUAUAAAGGUAAGAAUAAACUAACUGAUCAAGGGGUACCAAAAGACCCAAAUCACAGGGAAUCUAUAUGUCAUGCGGUACGUGGCAGUUUUGCAGAUAUUGGGGAUAUUAUAAGAGGAAGAGACUUAUGGAGUAGAAACGGUGAAAUGAAACUGCUAGAAGGUAAGUUGAAAGACAUAUUUGGAAAGAUAAAAACACUAGUUGAUAGUAGUGCCAACAAAUAUAGCACCGACACCCCCCAACAUACCAAUCUACGUAAAGAUUGGUGGGAAGCAAAUAGAAAACAAGUCUGGGAAGCAAUGAAAUGCGCAGUAAAAGAUUAUAAAGUUCCCUAUGUUUUGGAAUCAUCAAGUGGUGGUAGUCGGAAAGCUAGUGAGAAACCAUAUUGUGGAUUUGAUGAUAGUGGUACUCCACUUGAUGACUACAUCCCGCAACGAUUACGCUGGUUAGGCGAAUGGGCCGAGUGGUUUUGUAAAGCACAAAAAGACGAGUAUGACAAGGUGCGAUCGGCGUGUGAACAAUGUAAGGGUGGAACAUGUGGAAAAUGUAACGAUUGCAAAGAAGCUUGUGGUAAAUAUACUCAAUUUAUUAAUGAUUGGAAACAACAAUGGACAGAAAUAGAUAAAAAAUACAAAGAUUUAUACCAACAAGCAAAAAGUAAUAGUGGUGGUAGUGGUACUAGUGGUGAUCGCAAUCAAGAAUACCUUGAUGAAUUUUUAAAACAACUUAAGGAUAAAAAUACCAGUAAUAUCACGUAUGGUACCGCUGCAGGAUAUGUACAUGAAGAAAUUAAAGAUAUAGGUUGUAAUACACAGAAAUAUUUUUGUGAAAAACCGACUAAUGGUGGCAAAAAGGAGGAGUAUGCUUUUGAGGAUCCCCCCAAAGAUUAUAAACAAGCCUGUGAUUGUCAGGAGUAUAGGGCACAAAUUACAUCAUCGACGACAAAGGGACAAGGAUCACAGGAACUGGACACGAGUGGAUCACAACAAUCGAAGGCACUUGUGACACCACAAUCAUCAUCGUCACAACAACCAUCCAUUGGGGGAAGUGGUAAUCCUAGUACACGUGGUGGAAGCACUGUAAAAGACCAGGACCAAGGAACAACAUCAACUGGUGGAGCUAGUGGUCAGGAACAAGACACAGGACAAGGACACGACCCCAACACAAAAGGCCCUGAUCAAAAUAUUGGCAGUGCUGGUGCGUUGGUGCCACAGGGUGGUGCUAGUGUUCAUGGUAGUAGUGUGCCGACAUUACCAAAUGCUCACGAUGCUAGUCAACCUAAUCAAAAAGGUGUUAUCGAUAGUACUCCUCCUCCUGGUACUGAACAAGGUGCUUAUGAACCCCCUCCUUCUCGUGGUGGCCACUCUUCUCCUACACCCUCUACUGGUGGUACAUCUGCUGCACCUUAUAACAAACCCACAACACCCAAAGAUGAAUUUAAGGAAUUGAAUACAUGUCCUUUUGAGAUUGGUGCCACUGGUGGUGUUACUACUGCUGUAAAUAAUGAAACAUGUAAAAAAUUUCUUGUUUAUAAACGAUGUAUAAGUACUAAAUAUGAUAAUAAUUUGAAUAAUUGGAAAAGCGACCUUGUAAAAAAUAAUAGAGAUAAGAAUGAAGGGGUAUUAAUGCCACCAAGAAGGACACGUUUGUGUAGAGCACCUUUUUUAGGACAAUUUUAUCGUGCAAAUGAAAAAGAUUCAUUUAUAAAUCAUUUUUAUACAGCGACGUUUAAUCAAGGAAUCCUUUUAGGUAUAUUAUUCAAAGAUAAUAAAGAUGAAGCAUAUGAGUCACUAAAAAAUAGUUUUUAUGAUUAUGGAGAUAUAAUUAAAGGUACUGACCUUGUGGAAGAAACACUUAUCCAUGAUUUAAAUGAAAGGUUAAAUAAAAUGUUUCCAAAAAAUAGUGCUUCAUCUACAUCUGUUGAUGGACGAGAACAAUGGUGGAAUGAAAAUAAGAAACGUGUUUGGAACGCCAUGUUAUGCGGUUAUCAUAAAGGAAUAAAUGAUCUACAAACACAUAACAAAGGUAGAAGAAAAUCGCCUUCACUUCCUUCAUCAUUAACUAAAAUUAUUCCAGAUGAUUGGUGUCCCGUACCUUCUGAUGACACAACGCCACAAUUUUUGCGUUGGAUGACUGAAUGGUCACGACAGUUUUGUGAAGAAAAAGGAAACGAAACCAUAUCAUUACAAAAAAAUUGUUUAGAUAAUGAUGGUAAUACAACAAAAAUUGAAACAAAUAAAGGAUACAAAUUAAAUGAUACUAAUUGUUUAGUGUCGAUGAAAAAAUAUAAGGAAUGGAUUGAUAGUAAACGUGAACAAUGGCAAUCAUGGGAAAAGAUAUACAAAAAAAAAAAACAAAAUGUAAAACAUAUCACAUCAAGUGCCACUUUCCUACCUGGAACAUCAUCACAAGAAUUAGCAUCACAAAAUGAUGCGGAAAAAUAUGUACAAAUGAAUUGUGAUAAAUGUGACUGUAACAUUAAUAAUUUAGAGUAUAUGUAUAAACAAGUAGAUAAACCUAGUAUAAACGCAAUUAAAAAAAUCGUUGCAAAAGUUCAAGAGGAUAUACCAGAACUGAAAUUAGUAAGUCUAAAUGAUGAUAUUAAAUUUGUACAAGAUAUGAUUAAAAAAGUCACAGAAAAUGCCAAUAUUAUUGAAGAAAAAAUAAAUCCACAGGCAAAACAAUUAGAAGUAAAUAAAACAAAAUCAAACACAUCUCCAGGUUUUCGUAUUCUUACUAAUUUGUGGAACACAAUAACAAAAACUGUUUUGACGUCUGCGGCUGCUGCUGGAAAAUUGGGUGUUGCUGCAACAACAGCAGCUAUUGAUACUGCUGCAGAUAUAAUUCCUCAAGCUGUAGAAGUUGGGGUAGAAGCUGGGUUAAAAGUUGGAAUAGGUGCUUUAGAUGGAAUAAAGAGUAUGAUUCCUAGUGGUAAAAGUGUGGAUGCUACCAAAGUUGAUUGUGGAAGCGCGUCAUCAAAAGGAUCAACCGCAUCACCAGGAACAUCUGGACAAUCUGCAAAAACAAAACCCUCAGCCUCAAAUGUGACAACCCUAAGCGACAUCUUAACUUAUACUGUCACUUUUCCAGUAGGAUUUUUAUUAGGUGCGUUCGGGUUCCUUUUCUUCUACCUGAAGAAAAAACCUAUACUUCGACCUACAAAGCUUUUUAGUGUCAUCGAUAUACCACAAAAUGAUUAUGGCAUCCCUGAUGAAACAUCUACCAAUCGGUAUAUUCCAUAUGGUCGAUAUAAAGGCAAAACAUACAUUUAUGUGGAAGAACAUUGUAGUGGUAGAGAGAAUAUCUUUGAGUCUGACACUACCGAUAUAACUUCGUCAGAAAGCGAGUAUGAAGAACUGCAUAUUAACGAUAUAUAUAAAUAUAAAUCACCAAAAUAUAAAACUUUAAUUGACUUAGUACUAAAACCAAGCAGCAAAACACAUGAUGCUGAAAAUACACAUAUAGAUCAUAUGGAGGAUACAAUUCAUACACCUAACAAUAAUCCUACCGAUGAUGAAUGGAAUCAACUAAAACAGGAUUUUAUUUCGCAAUAUUUAGAAAACAUACCAAAGGAUUUACCUAAUGAAAAUACCGUUGAUGAUAAUAUGCCUAAGGAUAUCCAACCUGAUAUUUUACCCCAUAAUAUGGAAGAAAAACCUUUUAUUACAUUCAUUCAAGAUAGAUUUCUUGAUAGUAGUCGUGAAGAUGUUACUUAUAAUAUAAAUUGGAAUGUUCCAAAACAUACACAGAUAUAUUCUAACAUUACACAUCCCCCUAAGGACAAUAAUUUAUAUAGUGGUACAGAUCUAAUUAAUGAUUCGUUAAAUAGUGAACAACAUGUUGAUAUUUAUGAUGAAUUGCUUAAAAGGAAAGAAAACGAAUUAUUCGGGACUAAACAUCCAAAAAAUACUACAAAAUCUAAAUACAUUUCCAUUUGA
Molecule: messenger RNA, 9321 nt
Organism: Plasmodium adleri (nom. inval.)
Lineage: Eukaryota; Apicomplexa; Aconoidasida; Haemosporida; Plasmodiidae
Product: erythrocyte membrane protein 1, PfEMP1, putative
Exons: 2
Coding region: 1-9321 (3106 amino acids)
Cellular component (GO): membrane
Molecular function (GO): host cell surface receptor binding
Source: RefSeq, a predicted model, not a curated record